UCCAGUCAGGACUCGAGGACGGUGAAGGUGAGGAAAUCUUGGAGGUCAAAUUCCAACGGAAAUUUCUCUCCUACUUCCUGAAAAAGCGAAGGCAGUGCUACCUCUGAGCUCCAAUGCCAAUUCUGAAGAGCGGCCUGGCGAGGGUGAGCCCCACCAAGCUGAAUGGAGGCCCGGUGAAGCUGCUGAAGGAGGUGGUUUUGGGCAGCACCAUGAGAACCGCUACCAUGAGCGCCGGGACCAUGAGCGCCGGGACCAACCCCUUUCAGGAAGAGCCCAGCGAUGCGUUGAACCCUUUCGCUGCAGACUUGGAGCAGGAGAAGAAGAAUCCCUUUGACGAGAUGGAGGAGGGAGGGGGGCAGGGGGAGGGGGGUCCCAACGGUGCGCUGCCCGUGGGCGGUGAGCUUGCGCCCAGGAGGAGCACGGAGAAGAUGGCGGUUCUGCGGAGGAUGUUGCACAAGGCCAAGUCUCCAACGGAGGGCAAGGGCGGGGAGAGGAGGUCCUUCUUCAAGCGCAGGUCGUCCACGGAGCAGGAGGUGCCCCCGAGCGGCCCCAGGGGGCCAGAGGAGGGGCCGACGUCACCGGUCAGCGGGCCGGGGGCCGAUGGGGCCGAUGGGCACGAUGGCAGGAAGAGGAUCUCGUUCCUGAGGCGCAGCAGGGGCAAGACAGAGCCGGUCGUAGAGACAUCAACCGCAGACGUGGGUGUCGGCAACGAGCCGCUGUCAGUGCUACAAAUUCUGCAGUUGGUCAAAGCGCGGGAGCUGGUCUUGGCCGACAGCCACAUCAUCGAGUUGGAGAGCGAGUGUGAGAAGUCGGGGGGUCGGCAGAGCGAGGCGCACACUGACAGCGGCAGGAAGGUCAAGGACGUGGCACUCCUCUACAAGGAGCUGGAGGCCGAGCUGGCCGCCAUUGUCCGAGGCUCGCUGGCCGAUCCCGGGACCACCUCCCACCUGGGCCAACUGGCCCGCACCAUCGAGCAGGAGGAGAAGGCAGACAGGGAGCGGGAUUCCCGCGGCAGGGAGCCCGGGGAACUCCGACGGAAGUGGCGACAGGCGGUCAAGGAGUCGGUGUCCGAGAGACUCUCGGCUGCCCAGACGGCGGGGAACGCCGCCAUCGACCGGCGUCUGGGGAGUCUCGGCGACCAGACGGUGACUGACCUGAUCGCGGUCUGGAAGAAGGUCGCGGUGGGCUACCCCAGGGAGUUUGAGGCGUUCAGUGUCUAUGUGCGGAGCUACCACGAGGCUGUGGCCUCCUAUCUGGCACAGAUGGCCCAGCAGGAGAUGGACAUUCAGCAGCUCUACACCUUCCUGGAAUGGACUUACUGUCUUUACUUCAGAGAGGUGUUGGGCCACGAGGAUCUGACCGCCCACAUCUGUAAACAACAUCUGGGACCUCUGCUGCCCGCAGACACCCUACAGACACUGGAGGACAACUGUGUUUCCAUGGUGAAGGUAGGAUCUCCU
This is a messenger RNA of Amblyraja radiata (thorny skate), 1460 nucleotides long. RefSeq names its product exocyst complex component 3-like protein 4. Gene Ontology annotation, biological process: exocyst localization; exocytosis. Lineage: Eukaryota; Metazoa; Chordata; Chondrichthyes; Rajiformes; Rajidae. The annotation marks the transcript as partial. Gene Ontology annotation, molecular function: SNARE binding. Gene Ontology annotation, cellular component: exocyst. The record is from RefSeq and is a predicted model, not a curated record. The transcript is spliced from 4 exons.